Messenger RNA from Hypanus sabinus (Atlantic stingray), 9532 nucleotides. RefSeq names its product centriolin (gene cntrl). The coding region runs from base 2077 to 9117 and encodes 2346 amino acids. The record is from RefSeq and is a predicted model, not a curated record. The transcript is spliced from 44 exons. Lineage: Eukaryota; Metazoa; Chordata; Chondrichthyes; Myliobatiformes; Dasyatidae. Gene Ontology annotation, molecular function: protein binding.
ACAAUAUCGUAACAUCAUCACCUGAUCUAUUUUCAACAGUAUACAGGAAAUUUUUGUUUUAAUUUCCAGGGAUAUAGAGAACUAUGCUGCUGUACAUUCCCUGACAUGGAUGAAUUGCUGACUGGUUGAUGGACAGCCGAGGUGCAGAGGGACUGGGCUGUUGUAAUUCUUUAAAUUAUUACACCCUUCAAAACACAAUCCCAACAAAAUUUGUGAAUUAUGAGUUUGAGGCAGCUCUAUAAAUCUGAUCUUAGCCUGUCUGUUGUAUCCAUUUAAACAACCUCCACUUAGUAAGGUGGUAAUUACUGUGGUCACUCAUAAGUUACAUAGGUCACAGUAGAAGAUGAAGUCAUUUGGAUAUUCAUUUUUACCUUUUGUCAUUGUGCUUCUCAAAAAGAUCUAUUACACGUUAGAGAUUGGUUAAUUUCAAAUUGCUUGGAAUAGGAUCCUGUGUUAUCAUUUCCAAUAGGAUGUGGAAAAUAAUUGCUUGCAGAAGGCACCAUAAAAUGCUAAUUUUCCUAGUAUGUCUUGUUUAAAUAGUGCCCCUAUUUAUUAUUUUUCUUUCACAUUGAAUUGUCAUCUUUUGCUUAGUUUCCACUUUUCUUCCAUUACUUUAUUGAUAUAUUACUUUAAACUACCUGUAGUCCUUGAAAUUUUCAUCAGUUCUUUUUGCAGUUUACCAGGUUUAAAGUCUGGCUGAAAGGCUUUUGACUUGGGAGAGUGGUUGGUCAGCUGUGGUCUUAAGGAACAGAAUGACAGGCUCCAGUUGUUACAUUGAAUGAUGGAGCAGGUUCAAGAUAUUUCUUUGCUAAUUUCUCCUCGUAUGUCUUGCUUAAAUAUUUUAUUAUCCUUUUUAUUAUAUUUAUUUUUAUAGGGUAACAUUUUAUCUUUUUUUAUUUUGUUGUAUUCUCACUUCCUUUCCAUUCCUGAAGCGUCGACUAUUUACUCAUUCCAGCAUUUUAUAUGUUGCUUUGGAUUUCCAAAGUGGAUGUCACUGAUGAGGGUAGCUAAGUUUCUGUCCAUCUCCCAUAAUCCUUGAAACGUACAAGUUUGUUCAAAGGUCAAAACUAAUUUAGUAACGUUAUCAUAAGAGCCACAAAUUCCAAGCCUUGUUAUUACAGGAAUAUGUUUUAAAUUAUAUAUAAUGACCCAGUAUUACGGGCCAUCAUUAUGAAUGCUAGCUUUUCAGAGCACAUUUAUACAGUGACUUGAAUUUCAAUUCACACAAAUGUUAGGAGUCUUGCCGAAGGGUUUCGGCCCGAAACGUGGACCGUACUGUUUUCCUUGAUGCUGCCUGGCCUGCUGAGUGCCUUCAGCAGUUUGUACGUGUGGCGUGGAUUUCCAGCAUUUGACGAUUUUCUCCUGUUUGUGGUUGGAUUUUAAUUCCGCGGCUGCAUGGUGGGAUUCGAGCCCCUCACUUAAAAGGACCGCUGGAUUUCAGUCGAAAUACCACGUGGUGCAAUGGCUCGCCGCUCCGGGCGUUUCUAAAUAUCCGUGCUGAAGUAUGCUAUGCUAUUCCUCCAGCCAGAGUAAACGAUGGCUUUGGUUUUACCUCAUGACGCACGGGCAAGGGCAUUGAAAGCCGAGGCGGGAGGCGGGAGGCGGGGAGCGGAAGGAAGAAGCGCGCGCGCGCGCCGCCGUCCCUCGCCUCACCAACAUGGCGUCGCCCAACGGUUGCGUGUCCCUGAAUCUCCCUACCUGCGGUACAAUCACCCACUAAGCCGGCUCCAACCGGUCAGCAUAGGUACACUCACUAGGGAUACGAAAAAAAAACACGCACAUACUUUAUAAUUUCGACGUUUAUAAUCGCUGUGUUUCGGAAUUAAAAGAGGGAGGGAAGCGAACAAGCGUUAGUUACCAUGUCAACAGAUCACCAAUACAAACUUCGCAAAAAAACCCUCCUGGCUGAACAAGCAGUUCGUGAUGGUACAUUAUAAAGGAUUUUAAUUAGGGGCAAGUAAUCUGAAAUAGGAAGGAUAAAUUGCCCUAAUCUUUGAAAUUUUUGUAGCAAAAAGCUUAGUUGGGAAUCGGUGACGCGUCGGAAUUCCAAUGUGGUGAUUGUGUACUGCCAACACCAUGAGGAAGCGGAGUCCACAAUUGGUAAUCAGAACACAAGCAUCAAAAAGUGAAACGCAAAGCCCAGUCUCCUCUGUUUUAAAUCCAAGCACCAGAUCACCAACCCCAACCAGCAGGCUUCUCUCUCCAGAGCUAUACAACCCCUCGGAUGUUGGUGAACAGCAGCUUGAUAUCAGUGAUGAAAGUGGAUCUGCCAUUACUUAUUACACCGGAAAGGAUACAGUUAGACAGCGCCCUGGAAUCCGAUACAUCACUGAAGACCUGAUCAAAAAACUAUCAAAACAAGAACAAUUGGGUUCCAUACAAUCCCUCAAUCUUUGCUUGUCAAAAGCAGAAGGGAAGAAGUUUAAGUUUAUAGAAAACCUUGAAAAAUGUGACCAUCUACUUGUCCUGAAUUUGAGCAACAAUAUGAUUGAGAAAAUAGAAAAACUGGAAAAACAAUUAAAGCUGCGGGAACUUAGCCUUUCAUACAACCGAAUUUGUAAAAUUGAAGGGCUGGAGCACAUGGUGAACCUUCAGAAUCUGGUGCUAGCUGGAAAUUAUAUUGAACAAAUUCCUUCAUGGGUUGGAAAGAAGUUGCGAUCCUUGCGUGUUCUCAACCUCAAACAGAACAAUAUUACUUCGCUUCAAGAUGUAUCUAAACUGAAGCCUUUGAGAGAGUUGACUUCACUAAACCUAGCAGAUAAUCCUUUAGCCAGUCUUCCACAUUAUCGACUGUACGUCAUUUAUCAUUUACGCUCUUUGAAUAGCUUGGAUGGAUGGCCAGUAACUCUUCAGGAAAGGCAAGAGGCUCAUGAACGAUUUCACUUAGAAGAACUAGAGAACCUUGAGAAGGAACUUGCAAAGAAGAUGAAAGAGAUUGAGUUGUUAGAACAGAAACACUCCAAGGCAAAGGAUGACAUCAGAAGCCAAGAACAACGGAAUAGGACACUUGAAUUGGAACAUCAACAACAGAAGAACAACUGCAGAAAACUGGAGAGAGAGGUGGAGACCAAGAAUGAGCUGCUGAAGCAGAAGACAGUGGAACUAACACGGGCUUGUCAUAAGCAAUAUCAGCUGGAGCAAGAAUUGGCAUUUUACAAGAUUGAUGCCAAGUUUGAACCACUUCAUCAUACUCCAACUGAAAACUUCAAUUUCCAAGAAAUUCCAAAUGAGAGUCCUUACAUUGGGAAAGCCAGGUACAAGAGAAACCAAUAUAUUCAAGAACAUACCAUUAAUCCAGUGCAGCUUGGAAAAGUUGGAAAAAUUCAGUUUGAUGUGGAUGAUGAGGAAAAAAAUAAAAUGAGAACAAACCUUAAUCAGGCAAUGGAUGUUCAGCUUGAAGACAAGGAAAAAAAAAUCCAGAAAGCUGAAGAGUCACUGAGACAAUUGCAAGGUGAAAAAGAAAAGGCAGAACAGCAAGUCUUGAGAACAGUUAAAGAGCUAAAAAAUCUGGAAGAGCUAACAGCUCAAAAACAGAUCUCAGUAGUUGAAAAAGAAAAGCUGAAACGGCAUUUUGCACAGAAGAUUCAGCUGAUCAACAAUUUGCGUCAGGAGACUGAGGAACUGGAGCAGCAAAUGGAAAGACAGUGGAAAGAGAUGGAAAAAAAGCAACGUGAGAUUCUUGAUCUCGAAAAGAAUUUAAGGUCUAUUGAUCCUAAAGAUCCUCGACAUGCACAUUUAAAAGCUCAAAUGGUGAAUAAAACUCAACAGUUUGACACAAUGUCCAAGCAAUACAAGCAGUUAGAGAAACGCUUAGAUGAAAUGCUCUCCAGGAUUGCCAAGGAAACUGAGAGCAUCAAAGAUCUGGAAGAACAACUGACUGAAGGUCAGAUAGCAGCUAAUGAGGCACUGAAGCGAGACUUGGAGAGCAUUAUUGCUGGGUUGCAAGAGUACUUGGAGAGUGUAAAGGGACAGGCAAAGCAAGCUCGGGAGGAAUGCACAGAGUUGCAGAAGGAAAAGCAGGCACUAUUGCAUCAACUGACUGAACUGGAACAAGAGAAGAAUCAACUGGAAAUUGUUGCCAUGGAUGCGGAUAACUUGAGAAAGGAGCUGUCUGACAUGGAACGUUCCUUACAAGAACAGCAAGAAUUGAAUGAAUCGCUGCGCCAAGCUCAAGGUGAUCUUGGCGAGUAUGAAGCUGAAUUGGAGUCUCAACUACAAGCAAGGGACAUUGAAGCAAAUCAACUUAGAGAGGAACUGGAGCGACUGCGGAAGCUCAGUCAAAUGGAACAAUCUGCUCUGCAAGCGGAGCUGGAAAAGGAAAGACAAGCACUGGAAAACGCUUUAGCAAAGGCUCAAUUAGUGGCUGAAAAGGAACAUGAAAACAAGAAGUUAGUUGCACAGCUAAAAACUCUACAGGUUGAUAACUCCUUGUUGAAAGAACAGCUUAAAGAGUUACAGACACAAAUGAAUCAAACAAUAAAGACCAUGAUUCAUCCAGAGGAGGUGUCCGCUUGCAUUUCUGAACUUGGAAGAAAACUGGGUUCUGGUAUUCAGGAGAUCAGGCCUUACGAGCAGGGAGACACUCUGGGAAAGAACCUUGCUGAAUUGCAGAAGCAGUUGAAUGAAACAUUAAAGAAUUCACAACAAGAAAAAGAGGAAAUAUUAUGUCAUUGUAAGAGAUUAGAACAGGAAAUUAUAACAUUACAAGAAGAAUUGAGGAAUACUCAGGAGGAUUCUAAGACAGCAUAUGAGAAAGCAGCAGAGACACUGAUAAAAUCUGAGAAAGAGAUCAGUCAAGCUCAAGCUCAGCAGCUGAAGAAUAAGAUUGCAGGUCUCCAGGAGCAACUGAGAAACAUGCAAGAGUUACAGGCUCUUGCUGAUGAGCAGCUCCAGGAGGCAGAUGAAAAUCGGGAUAAACUUCUACAAGAACUCGAAGCUAAAGAGAAUAAGAGUAAAAUGGAGGAUGCAAGAACUCAUUUGAAAUUAUGUAAUCUUGAGAAAGAGGUGAAAGACUUGAAAGCAACCAUGGCUGCUUCUGACAAGAUGGCUGCCAGAGAGCUUUCUACUGCCAGGGACCACCUGAAAGCUCUUCAGGGAACUGUUCACAAACUGAACCAAGAAAGGACAGAGGAAAUGGAGGUAGCAGAAAAAUUCCGGGCGGAGGCAACUCGGGCAGCUCGAGAUCUUGCCAAAGCAGAGGCUGAAAUUGAGCUGCUGCAAAGUCUAUUAAAGGACAAAGAAAACCAGAUUCUAGAUGAAAUCCAGGCAUUUGAUUCUGGAGCAAAUAGUGUGAAUGCCCAACAGCUAGAAAUUGAGAGACUAGGUCGAGCUCUAAAUCGACAAAGUGCAGAAGUGAAGCGUCUUCAGGAUCAUCUAAAUCAUAUGAGAGAAGGUAACUUAAAUGAAAUGGAAAAGUUAAUGAAUGAAAUCUCUGCUCUCAGAAAUGUCCUUAGCAAUCAGAAUGACUACAUUAACAGUAUGAUGGAUCCAUUUAAAAGAAGAGGUUACUGGUAUUUCGUGCCAUCUUCACCAAAACCACCAAGCCUGAGAUCUCAAAACAGCCACACAAAAGAUUCUGGAUUCAGCUCCCUGCAUCAAGUUCCACCAUCCCCAAGUCAGGGAUCAAUUCCUAGAAGAGGAGGCAAGGAAGAAUGUAUAUCAGUUCCAGGUGGUUAUUGGGUAUAUUCACCAAUAAGACGUACCUCGCAAUGGACUCGUACCCAGAGAGUAGGUGAUGAUGAAGAUAGUGGGACUGAAAGUGAUGGAAAUGGCACACCUAAACAAACAUUUAUUGCUCCACCCGGUUCAGUCAUUUAUACCAUGCACCCUGAUGGUACUCCUUUGCCUCAAGGGACUGUAGUGUAUGGACCUGCACCUGCACGACCAGCCAGUGUUAGUCCUGUCCCUCCAGGCACAGUUCUUUAUGGACCGCCACCACCUGGAACACAAGUUGUUUAUGGUCCUCCCCCUAUCAACUUUACCAUCCCUCUUAUUCCUGAAGGUGUACUUCACUGCAAUGUACUGGAGCACCAUGACCUGGAGAAUGAAGUCAGUAAACUAGAAGAUACUAUAGCACACUUAAGAUCUCAUAAAUCCAAACAUUCAAAAACAACUGCUUCAAUAGAUCGUCAUCAUGAGCAGAUAGAACAACUUCGUAAUGACAUCUAUGAGCUACUGCAGGAGAGAGAAGAGUUGGAACAUGAAGUUGAGGAAUUGCACAAAGUGGUCCAUAAGCGCACCAAUCAAAAAGACUUUUUAGAUGGACACAUAGAUCUGCUCAUGAAUGAACUCGAAGUGGAAAAAUCUCUAAAGAAGCAUGAUGAUGUUGUUGAUGAAAUCGAGUGUGUGGAAAUGACUCUCUCAAAGCGAAGGGCAGAGCUACGAGAAGCAGACAGAUUAUUAAUGGAUGCUGAGGCAGAUCUCAAAAGUACAAGGGAAAAGUCAAAAGAAAUAAUCCAGCAAUACGAUGAUGCCAGUAAACGGUUGGUAGACACUGAGAAAGAUGCAGAAGAGUUGGAGCAAAGAGCGCAUGACACUGCAGUUAAACUAGUUAUGGCUGACAAGCAACUCAGGUUAAUGAAGAAUGACUUGAAAGACCUGGAACAACAAAAGGCUGAACAAGAGAGUAUGCUGAACAAAAUUAACAAAGAAGUAUCCACAGGAAAUUUAGAAUUGCAGACAAUUGUACAAAAUAUGGAAAACAUGACUGAAAGUCUAGAAAAACUGCAAGCAGAGAUUCUUUCAGCAGAAACUAAAGAGAAACAGCACCUAGAGACUUUGGAAGAAGCAGCAAUGUUGCUAGAGGAUAAAAAGAGUGAAUUGGAAACACUAAAUAGCAAGGUUAAAGUAAUGAGGAAAGAAUUAAUGAUGUUGGACAGAUAUUCAGGUAAAAAAAAAGAAGAGCUUAACUUCCUUCAGAGUGAUAUUGACAAGAAGAAAGCAAGCCUCUCAGAGGUUCUUUUGGAAGGUGAGGCAGAGAAGGUUGAUAAGCAAUGUCAAAUUCAGCAGCUGAAGGCGUUGCUUGAGGAGAUGAGUGCACAAAAAGGAGAGCUGAAUGCUCAGAUUACAGAAAAGAAUUCAUGCCUCUCCUUAACAAAACAAGAAGUGAAAAACGAGGAAGACAAGCUCCAGAGCAUCCAAGUACAGAUAAAUAAGCAAAAGACAGAACUUAAACAUAUUGUGGAAAUGGUACAAUUAGAAAAUGAUGCACUCUUGAGAUUGAAACAGCAACAUGAAAAGAAAAUCAUGGAACUGGAGAGGAUUCAAGCAGCACUGCAAGAGGAGAAGAGCGAACUGGAAAACUUGCAGCAUAUUUCGCAGAAUCAAAAAGCAGAAAUAGAACGUCAAAAACAGCACAUUGAGAAGGAGCAGCAAGAAGUAGACCAGCUGACCACAAAGAAAAAUUCCCUUCAGCACAGUGUUGAAUCUCUAGCUAAAGAGAAAAAACACAUGGGGGAGAAUUGCCUUGUGCUGGAGAACAAACUUUCUCAAACAAAGAGAGCUGUUGAAAUCACUGAAGACAAUAACAGAAGGGCUCUGUCUAAACUGCAGCAACUACAAACAGAGCUGAGUGAGCUGAAUCAGGAAAUAAAUCAAAUUAAGAUCCAGAAGCAAGAGUUAAAUCAGAAAAUGGCAUACACACAAAACUUACUACAAGAGGAAAAGGCAGAGCUGGAGAAGGUGAUGGAUAACAUUCAAAUUACAAAAGAUCAGCUGCAGUUAGCAGAACAGGAUAUUCAGAAUGUCACUAAGAAAUGUGACAUGUUAAAAGCAGAGCAGGUGACUUUGAAGGAAAAUGUUAAUCAAAGUGCAAGCAAAUACAAAUCCCAUCUGGAGAAUGAAAAAAAGAAAGAACAGGAGUUACUGCGAAUUCAGCAACAAAUUGAAGAAAAGCAACACAAACUCACAGAAGAGCAAAAAAUGCUGCAGUCUAUCAAAAAGAAUGUUAAAUCUGAAGAGACAAAAUUGGAGCAGUCUGCAACUAAGUUAAAAGACCAGAUUCGCACCUUGGAGGCUGAACUGUCAGACAAAAAAAUUGAACUUGAGCAGAUGGUUACAAAAGUGAACUUGAUGGAAGAUCGAUUGAGGAAAGUGCAACAUAAUGAAGAACAGUGCAUUAUCUUGGAGAAUCAGAUCGUGACUCUGACACAUCAGCUAUCUGAUCGAGAGCAACAAUACCAGGAAACAAUGGAUGAACUGGCAUUUCUUCAAAGAGAAAUUCAGAUCUCAAAAAACAAUGUAACCCAUCUUCAAGAGUGGCUUCAUUCAGAGAGAAAAAAGGCAGAGAAGCAAGUUGCAGUCCUCACAGAAGAGUCCAAAGCUCAAAGAGCUGAGCUAGAGAAGGCCCUUAAUGAACAAAAGCAUGAAAAUAACAGACUGCAGAAGGAAUUAUCUUCAAUCAACCAGAUUGCACGUGAUAACCAUGCCCAAGUUGACAGUGUCAUGAGUGAAUUAAAUGAGAUGAGACAAAAAUAUUUUGAACUUAAACAACAGCUGAGAAGUCAAGAACAAAUGGAAAAACGCCAGAAAGAGAUAAAGGAAGCAAUAAGAAUGCUUCGGUCAGACGUUAAAGCAGAAAUUGGCAAUAGUUUAAAAGAAUUAGAUCAGUCUUCUGUUGAACCGAAGAGUGAUCUGGAUGUUACUUUGGAAGAGGAAGAAACACUUCAGUGUGAAAAAGAAAGCCUGAAGGAGAAUUUUCCCUUUGCUGCCAUUGACAGAAGGCAUCCAAAUUUCGAUGAGAGGUUAAGGCUAACAGAAUUCAAUUUUAAGGAUGAACAGUGGCGUGGAGAAGUGCUAAGAGAAAAUUUACGACAACAAGAAGAUCGGCUAAAGGCACAGAUUCGUCAGUGCAUGUCAGAACAAGCUGAAGCACUCUGUAAACGAAGGCAGCAGACACAGGGUAAUCUGACAAACCUGAGAAGGCGAGUGGAUGCCCUGGAUGAACUCGUUACCAGCAUGAGUGUAAACUCAUCUCAUCAUUAUCAGACUGAUGGCACAAGUAAGGCCUCACUCCACAGAAUAUCCCAGUCGCCUUCCAGGAGACCAGCCGAAAGAUUUUUACAGGGAAAGCAUUCCCAUUUGCUUGGUACUGAACAAUUUUCAGAAGACAGUUGGUAAUAUUGCAGGGCUCUUUGAACAAUGAAGGGACUUCACCAACCACAAAGUAGACAAGGAAACCGAUCUACCUCAAUUAUUUCAAUCUCUUGUGGAUCCUCAUAGCAAAGCUGCAGAGUGUGGCCUUGUGCAUACUGUUUCCAUUUUAUUACAAUUGUUAUUAAAGUACCAGGUGCCAUAUUGUUCAUCAAGCAGACCAUUGCAGAUAUUUUGGGAAUUUUUUAAGAAUUUAUCCCAGCUGCUGUUUUAAAAUUUGGAUAUUUAAAUUUAGUAUUAUUUUUAUGCGAUUACAGUCUUGUGCCAUAUCUGCACAGUAUGUUUGUACAUUGUUUUUAUACAAGUAUUGUAUAUGUGCAUUUCUGUAAAUUUUGUAUUUUAUCUUUUGCAUUAAUAAAGAUUAAUCUAAAUACUGUCAUUU